AUGCUUGAGUGGCUAUGGGUUACCCCAGCCCGCUCCGUCUGCAUCCUUUUCUUGCUCAACUCAACUACCAUCUCACUCUCCAAUCCAAUCUUCCAUUCAUCAACAAGAACCACACAAGCCGUCACAAUGCAACUCCAGACUAUCACCCUCACCCUCCUUACGACACUCAUUGCCUCCGUCCAAGGAACCGUCACCCUCGGGUCUAGCUGCAGUGGCAGCGGAUACGACUGCACCUCCGACUUUGAUAACAUCGCCGUGUGUAACGGCGCGCAGUGGGUGCUUGCGGCGAAAUGUGGAACUGCUUGCUGUAUUUGGCCCGCCGGAGAUCAGGCCCCGUCGUGUAGAUGCUAG
Messenger RNA from Aspergillus ibericus CBS 121593, 351 nucleotides. RefSeq lists its product as uncharacterized. The record is from RefSeq and is a predicted model, not a curated record. Lineage: Eukaryota; Fungi; Ascomycota; Eurotiomycetes; Eurotiales; Aspergillaceae. The coding region runs from base 1 to 351 and encodes 116 amino acids. The transcript has 2 exons.